This is a messenger RNA of Drosophila santomea, 1716 nucleotides long. RefSeq names its product mucin-2. Gene Ontology annotation, molecular function: chitin binding. The transcript is spliced from 6 exons. The record is from RefSeq and is a predicted model, not a curated record. NCBI's taxonomy places the organism in Eukaryota, Metazoa, Arthropoda, Insecta, Diptera, Drosophilidae. Bases 115 to 1638 code for a protein of 507 amino acids. Gene Ontology annotation, cellular component: extracellular region.
GCGGCAGCGUCUCGGGAUCGACCAUGCAGGAUGACAAGUCGGCAAGGAAGCGGACCGAAGACAAGAGCAAUAGCAUCUGUAUUUUAGAAUGAAAGGCGACUGGAGACAAAAAAGAUGUGGCUAAAGGCGCUUGUUCUACUGACUUUGAUCGGAUAUUUGGCGGCCCAAUGCAAUGUGUGUCAAAGUGCCAGCAAUGUCGCUUGUCAUAGUGAAACCACCUUUUCCAUCUGCUAUGACGGAGUGCCAUCGUUUGAUCUGUUGCUAUGUCCAAAGGACUUUUAUUGCACAGAUGGCUUUUACACUUGCUAUGAAAAUGCUGAUCCAGUUUGCCAAACAGAAAAUGACAGUACCACCACCGAGAUCCAGACAACGACAACCACUGCUAUCCCAACUACCACGACCACCACUGAGAUCCCAACUACCACAACAACAAUGGAGAUCCCAACUACCACAAUGACCACUGAGAUCCCAACGACCACUCCCACUACCACGACAACCACUGAGAUCCCAACUACCACAACAACUACUGAGAUCCCAACUACCACUCCCACUACCACGACAACCACUGAGAUCCCAACUACCACAACGACCACUGAGAUCCCAACGACCACUCCAACUACCACGACAACCACUGAGAUCGCAACUACCACAACAACAACUGAGAUCCCCACUACCACAACAACCACGGAGACCCCAACUACCACAACAACAACUGAGAUCCCCACUACCACGACAACCACUGAGAUCCCAACGACCACUACCACGACAACCACUGAGAUCCCCACUACCACAACAACCACGGAGACCCCAACUACCACACCCACUACCACGACAACCACUGAGAUCCCCACUACCACAACAACUACUGAGAUCCCCACUACCACAACAACCACGGAGACCCCAACUACCACAACAACAACUGAGAUCCCCACUACCACGACAACCACUGAGAUCCCAACGACCACUACCACGACAACCACUGAGAUCCCCACUACCACAACAACUACUGAGAUCCCCACUACCACAACAACCACGGAGACCCCAACUACCACAACAACUACUGAGAUCCCCACUACCACAACAACCACGGAGACCCCAACUACUACUUCGACUGAAGCUCCGUGGGAUGCCGAUGAUAUCUGUCAGCAAUACUCUAAGAACACCUUUUUCGAAAACGUCGAUGAUCCCACCUGCACCACUUUUAUAACCUGUACAGUUGAUGCCGACGGAACUCAUUCCACAAAAGUCACUUCAUGCAAGGCUAAUCAGUAUUUCAGUACGAGCUUGAAGGUUUGUACCGCCACAAGGCCGGAUGGAUGCGUGGAGGAGACAACCACUGUGGACACCACUACCCCAACCACCACCACCGUGAGCACCACUACUCCAACCACCACCACCGUGACCACAACAACGGCUAGUACCACCACAGCGGAACCCUGGAGCGCUGAGGCCACCUGCUUGACUGUCACUAAGACUACUUUGUUUCAAAACCAAGACGAUCCGACAUGCACUACGUAUCUAUAUUGUUAUGUUUUCAAUGGAUCGGCGACAGCUUUGAUAAAGAACUGUAAGACCAACCAAUACUAUGAUGUUUCCUUGAAAGCCUGCACCGAUACCAAGCCGGACUACUGCACUUAAUUUUUAUGUUCGAACAGCAUUUAUCGUUUAUUAUCAGAUUUAUUGAUUACCAAUAAAAGAUUAGUUUUCUUGGAAUAA